CGGGACGGGGAGGGGAGGGCUGUGAGGGCUGAGGAGAGCACGCUCGGUCUGGAAGAGGUGCGCUGGGGCGGGCGGCGCUCCGCCACCGGUACUGGGGCUGCUGCCCGCGGGCAGGAGCCGGGCAGGCCCGGGAGAGGUUCCUCCUCACAAGAGGAAUUGACCACCAGCGUCUCCGACCCGGGAGGCGGCCUGAGGAGGGUCUGUCGUGUUCCUAAGGAGGCGCUGGGUAGUAUUUGGUCCCAGCCCUAGAUGCGAUCAGUCUGUACAGUAAAUGUGAAAAUAGGCGAUUUUUAAUUGUGCUCCCAAAUCUGUGUUCCUGCAAUGUUCUUCCAUGCAGCUCAGGAGAAAGUGAAUUGAAUGCUGUCCCCCUUUCCUUACUCUGUACUGUGCCCUCCAGAUCUUAAGCCCAUGUGAAACAGCAUCAACAAAAUACCUAUCUUUGCUGUUUAAUAUAAUUACAGUUAUUUUCAGGUGUAAAGUAUGCUUUUCUUGAUUGGCAUCUUUUAACUGCAUAUUUUAACUUACUUACAAUUAGAAUGGAAUUAGAGCUCUGGGAAUUAAGCAAAGGGAUUUCCAAGUUGCCUCGUGAUGUGGAAGGUCUGCAUCCCCAUUCUGCAGAAAGUAUUUGAAGAAUAUACUGCUGAUUUACUUUGCUAGGAUACAGCUAGGACAAUUACAGCCAAGACUGGGAGGUACCUGGAUACCUGCAUGAUGGUGGGGUCCUUAAAUAUUCUCCUGAAACAACAAAAAAUGGGGGGAAAAAAAACCCAACCAAAACCCAAAGACAAAACAUAAAGGGAUGAAGAGGUUAUUCAGAAUUAAUUUUCAUGUCACCAGAAAGCUCAACCAUCACAGUUCGUCUUGUUCGUUCUUUUGAACACCGGAAUUUCAGACCUGUGGUGUAUCAUGGAGUUAACUUGGAUCAGACAGUAAAGCAGUUCAUUACUUUUGUGCGGAAGGAUGUGUCUUCAAGAACAGGACUUCCUCCUCCUUUUAAAAAUUUUAAGUAUGAUACAAUGAAGAUUAUUCACCAAGCACACAAAUCUAAGACUGGUGAACUUGUAGUGAGUUUGGAAGAUGAUGACAAACUGAUUUUGAAAGAAGACAGUACGCUGAAAGCAGCCGGAGUAGCAAACGAGACAGAAUUAGCAUUCUUCUGUGAGGAAGAUUACAGAAACUACAAAGCUAAUCCUGUUUCAGCCUGGUGAAGAUCCCGAGAGAUUGUUUUGUUUUCCCAUACCUGUUGUAAAUUUUCCUUAUUCUGCUUAAUGAGAUUUUUCUUAAAGAUCAAUAAAUCCUAGAGGAUUGCUUUGCAAACAGUGCAAUUCCCUUCCUAUAGAAAUUAAUUUCUGUCAAUAUGCUAAGACUGAGGAAGAAAAAACUGGGAGACGUAAGUGACUUUUUUUCUUUCUGGCAUUUCUUUUUCCUUUGCUUGCCUCCUACGAUGCAGACAGUGCAAUUUCUGACCUGUGACACAUAUUCUUGGUGUGAUCCUACAGCAGACAUUACUUACAUAUGGAGAUUAUACAAUAGUAAGAUCCCAUCACAGUACUAACUUCUAAUGAAAACAGAGACGUUUUAUGACCAAAUCACUGGGUAUUUUAGAGAGCUUGAGAAGAGUAUCUCUCUGUUCAAGUCACAGCUUUACUGCUCUCAUUUUAUGUUUGGUCUCUUUUGUUUAAAUGGUGCAGACUGGCAAGUUUUUCAUGCUUUUCACUGGUGAAUGCUUUCAUUUAUACUCUCUUCCAGCCCCCUUUAGUGUGCUGAAAGGGACAAAUGACUGUUGGGAGGCUUUUGUGUUCAAGGACCAUUGCGCUUGUUUCUAGUGUUACUUCAUGGAGACACUUUCAUGUAAGAGGUAGCAAUCUGAGUUCUGCCAGGAACUGGUAGGAACUGGGCAUUUUUCCAAAUGGAGUGAAAGCUCAUGGUUUCAGUUUUAAGAAUAAAACCUGAAUGACUGCAUUUUUGUGAGGAGAGGCCACAUUUCGUUAAGACUGGAAUUGAUUCUUCCCUGCUUUCCAAGAGCCAAAUACUCUGUUGCUGUAUGUUAGUUCUUGGUAAUUCCAAGCUUUCCUCCUACAUAAACAAAAUCAAGAAUAAUUAAAAAUAAUCAUGCAUCCAAUAGACUACCUUUAGAUAGGUACUGCUUAUGAAACUGCUUAUCGGGAGUACCAAGAUGGGACACUGCCUUUAAGCCUCUCUACACUGAAAUGGCAGUGAUGCUGGCUCUCUGCCUUAGCAGGUGUUUUGAGAUAGGCUCUGUUAAAUCAAAUGAGACCUCAUGUGCAGUCGCUUUUAUACCCACGCAUCUACCCUCAGCUCUGGAUGAGAGCUGACAACACCAUUUCCACAAGAGGCUUUCCAGAAAAGUAAUAUUACCAUUUCCUAGAGCUUUGAUUUUUUUUUUUUUUUUUUUUUUUUGACAUGUGAUAGUGAAAACAGAUGUGUGAUUUCCAAAGUAUCUAAAUAAAAGUUCUCUUUACGUUAGAUGUAGGGCCAAAGAAGGCUCUAUGUAUUGUUCCCACCUCAUUUUCUUCAUCCUUCCUGACAACUCUCAGGUUUAGGCUGGUUUUGGUGGCUGGUGUUACUCACCAACAGCUUUGUUUCAGAGUUUUAUUCUCUUGUGAAAGUCUACUACUUUGUCAUUUACGAUUAAAAGGGUGAUUGUAUCUUGAUCUUGUAAGGAGGAGUCCUGUGUCACUUAAGUCACCUGUGUUGAGAUUUAGAUGCUGCUAUGCAUGCUAUGAUGAAUUUGUGAGGGGAACUUACUCCUUGCCUCCUCCUUCUGUCCAGGCCAUCUUUUUGUUGCUGGUACCUGUUCCC
Molecule: messenger RNA, 2823 nt
Organism: Athene cunicularia (burrowing owl)
Lineage: Eukaryota; Metazoa; Chordata; Aves; Strigiformes; Strigidae
Gene: C7H2orf76
Product: chromosome 7 C2orf76 homolog
Exons: 6
Coding region: 828-1208 (126 amino acids)
Source: RefSeq, a predicted model, not a curated record